This is a messenger RNA of Pleurotus ostreatus (oyster mushroom), 4926 nucleotides long. RefSeq lists its product as uncharacterized. The coding region runs from base 1 to 4926 and encodes 1641 amino acids. The record is from RefSeq and is a predicted model, not a curated record. Lineage: Eukaryota; Fungi; Basidiomycota; Agaricomycetes; Agaricales; Pleurotaceae. The transcript is spliced from 10 exons.
AUGGACGCCACAGAGCUCUCUCGAUGGACCCGUUUCGCUGCAAAAGGUGGCAUAGGAAAAUGCACGGCUACUCAUGAUUGCGUGGCGGAGAGUCCGGAGGAUCUUAUGUUCCUCAAGGACGAUGCAAUUAUAGUGUUAAUGCAAUUACCUGAAGAUACCCGCGACGGGGAGGGAACUAGCAGUGGAGUAGGAUCAGGCGAAAAUGGGUGGUAUUUGGGCUACUUGAAAACGGCGAGAUCAAUCGUGGCGAACACCAGGUCGCCAUCUCUAGGGUCGUCGCGGUCCCCUACACCUGGGACGAGUGGAGCCGCCAGUAAUGGUACUGCCCGCUCGUCUCCGUCGUCUAUGGGUUCCUCGUCGCGCCAUGGCCACAGCCAUGCUCUUGGUUUAGGAUUUGGGUCAUUCUCGUCUGGCUCGAUAUCUACUCUGCCCAAUUCGGCCGUUGCUUCGACAUCUGUGAUCCACUCUUCCCCGCGGUCGUCGCCUCUCGUAGGGUCUGGGGUCAAGCUACUUCCUAACGAGCUAGAUGAUGUACCGAAGUCUCCCCCGAGCGAACUUCCCAAUCCCUUCGAUUCUCCAACCGUCCCAACUACAGCAGACGCCGCCACCUCCCAUGAAUCUACGACAUCCCCGCAAAGCAAUGACAUCCAAACGGCCGAUUACGCACCCGCACCCACAAACUCCCGUCCAUCGCCCAUGAUAAAUACCGACGACGUAGAUCCCCGACAUCAAGAAGACAGCUCUGAGGCCCAACCGGAGGAUCGAUCAAAAGAACCCCCUGUUGCCGAAGGCCAUGCCAAAGAAGAAGAGGAAGAUGAAGAGUACGAUGCGCCUUCUUCGUCAAGGAUCUCGAGGAUCUCAUUGGCGAUGUCCGAUGGGGAAGUUGGGAUCGGGCUGUCGUUAUUGCAAGACCUUGCUGGUGGAGAGGGCGCUUAUGGUGACGGAGAGUUCAGCUCAGACGACGAAGAACACACUGGCGAGUGGCGGCUGAACCAAACCGAGAUUGGUGGAGAAGGGAUCCAGAGGUCGGCUAGUGUUUCGAGUCGUAGCACUGGACUAGGCUACCACGACGAUGAAGGCGUCGGGGGGAAGAUGGCUGAUGGGCGGGAAAGCGAACGAGAAAGCUACAUGAGUGAGCAGAGUAGGUACAGCGUUGAUACGAUGAGCAAGGAGCUGGACAAUCUCGAGUCAACCAUGGCGAGAUUGCGUCCUAAAAGCUCCAUCGAAGAUAAUUUUGUUAUGCUUACGCCAACGGUCAGCUCCAUGGCCAUAUCACCACGGAUAGCAACCUUGUCCUCCUCUACGCCACCCUCUCCCUCCUCUCUACCUCCUACAUCACCCCAUCUUACCGCCACUCUGCCCCUCAACCUCACUCCUCGGAAGGACACGUUUUCAAUCAACGGCACGGGGUCGAAUGGUAUUAGCAGUGCUACCGCCCCCGUACCUUCGCCUACGUCGCCUACCUCUUCCAUCAGGACCCAUGCGUCCACUUCCACCACCCGUACUACGUCUACUACCCACACGACCCGUACCACGCGGACAGGGUAUUCUGGGACGGGGAGCAUUGGCAGUGGUGGUAGUGACGACUGGGAUGGCGCAGGGGACAUCUACGACGAUUAUAUGUACCGGUAUUCGACGAGGCUCUCGGUCGUUAGUGGGAGGAUACCAGGAGGCAACGGGAGGAGGGGCAGCGGGGGCAGCGGGGCGUCGUUGGCUGUCGGUAGAGAUACCCCGCCAGUACCGCAGAACAGGGGAAGCGCUGACGACGUUGAUGAGCGAUUUGGUGGCAAGAGUUUUGUCAAGGCAAGGCCAGGAGCUCUGGAUAUCCAACUGAGCAAUCGGCUGAGACCCUCGGGCUCCGCUGUCGCCGAUGGUGAAGGAACGAAGCAGUUGAACCCUCUAGACGCGCCCGGAUCGUCCAAGUCAACUGCAUCGCCGUUGCUCCACACGACUUGGGGCGACGCUCUUUCCUCGCCUGAAGAGGGAGUCAAUGGGUUGUCGGCUAUACGAGGGAAUCCCGGGAGUACCGCAGAUUCGUUCUUCGACGGUCGCCCUGGCGCCGCAGGGUUCUUGAGAAGCCCUACUUUAGACGGACCAGCCAGCGCAAUCAGGCAAAGGCUCGAGAUGAAUCUGGGUCCAAAUGGAAACGACGGCAACGUCGCCGGCGCGGGGAAGAACGUGCAGAUCAACCAUACGUCUUCGAGUAUGGGCAGCGCCAGUAGCGCCAUUCAGGAGCAGGACGACGCCUCUACUCAUGGUGGACCGGGAGGCAUUGUGGUUGAAGACGACGAACAGGCUCCGGAUGUCAGCCUGACGACCGCGAAGAUGGGGAUCGGGGAUAAUAGUUUUGUCUCUGCCGACUUUGAGGGAGCUCAAGAAAGUGCUGAACCAAUGGAAGGAGGUCUUCAGGAGGGCUGGAAGGGCAACAACGACGCAAUUGCUUCGCCUGGGCUGCCUUUGGUGAAUCCACACGAUUCUAUAGACAAUGCACUGGAUGGCAUAACGAGGACCACAUCCCCCGUUCCUAUGGAUCCUCCUUCGGCGAGCUCGACCUCUGACACAGUUCUCCUUUCAGCGACUGCCGAGAUAGCCCCUCCUCCUCCAUCCCAGUCCCCAGCGACUCAACUACUAGCUGCACCUGUGUCGCACCUUCGCCCUUCGUUAGCUGAACUAAGGGGCGAGAGAGAUCCCGACUCUGGGAUGAGAACUAGCUUGUUCAUGCCCCAUCCUAACGCUCCGAAGCCGACUGUUUUGUCACAAGGACCCAUGUACAUUCGCCAGCCUGCCUCCAAUGUUUCACUGCCCUUUACCGCGCAGCCAUAUGGUUUCCAAAGGCCGAGCGAAGUAGGCCACCCUUCUGCGACCCUCAAUUCACGCCAUCCACCGACAACAGCUACCCCUCCCCCCCGUCACCCGGGGAGUGGGCUUGGCGGGCUUUCCAGGGCACUACAGAUGGCCAUGUCAUCUAGAGGAAUUUUGGGUAGAGGCCCGACAUUGUUCGCAAGGUGUGAUGUUGAUUUGGCGAGUUCUAUCGGGCCAGUCGCCAUAACCUUCAGCGUUGAGCCGUUUGUGGGGCCCCCUCCUGGACCGGCCAACGUCGCUGGUAGUGGGGGUCCCGAAUUAAUGCCUCCCGUGUCUGCGCCUGGCGGAGGCGUGCCCGGGUCUGUGACGCCAGUCAGGACCUUGUCCGAAGGAUCCGUCGGAGCACAGUCAGCCACCUCCAGCCCUAAACCGUCUGUUGGCAUUCUACCUACGACCAAUGGAAUCGAAGUGCAAGGAAGCGCAGCGGCGUCAGCCGCCGAUACGGCUGGUCCCAUCCGCGCGCCCUCGUUCACGGAGUUUCUCCGAGUUUGGGUCAACAAGUAUCGAAGUACCGAUGCCGAUUGCUUCUCUACGCACGCCGUACGCGCCAUCCCCCUUAUCGAUACCUUCGUCUGGCCUCAGCGCACGAGGCGCCCCAAAAUCCCCCACCAGUCCGCUGUCCCAGUCAUCCACGUCAUUCGCGCCUCCGUCUCCCACCGCUUCGUCGCGUCGACACCAACUAAGACAGCCGGCCCCUCCAGCGCCGCUUCGAGGGCCUCCGUAGAGGUGGAGAAUUCCCGCGGGAUGGUAGCCUCUCCUACGCCGAUGGUGACCCGUCAAUUAUCCCUACGUUCGAAGUUAUCAUUACCGAAUCUCCGGCGGAAGCAGAGUCGACAAGAUGACACCUCCAGCAUCGCCGCAAGCUCGAUCGAUAACGAGUACGAGACCGCACAAGCAGAGGGUAUGGACUUCGAGCUCGUGCGGCCCAGCUUCAGCCAUCUUCACUCUGCAAGAACCAGCGAGGACUCAUCCUUCGUCAAGGAUGGAGGGUCCAUCGAUCUGGGCAAGCCGGAAAUGACUAUUGGCGGACUCCUGCGUACAAAUAGUCCUGCGAUGUCGUUCUCGUCGGGUCAGCGCUCGCCAAGUGUCGCGGAUAUCAAAACGCCCAAGGUGUCUGACAGCGAGUCGAGCUCGAUGGAAGGGCAUAGGCAAAGGGAGCUCAGGUGGAUCGCGCUCAUGUCGUCCGUGCCUGCUUCGCAAGCGAGGAAGAGCAAGAAGGUGAAGAAGCUGCUGAUAGAGGGCGUCCCAUCCUCCGUGAGGUAUCUGGUAUGGAUCCAUCUGACGGACGGGAAGGCGAGGAAUGUACCGAAGGUCUACGAACAGUUGGUGAAAAGGGGGCAUGUACCGAGCUACAAGGAUAUCGAAAGAGACGUACAGACGUAUGUCCGAGAGAACUCGCAACCCGCCGCGAUGAGGGAGUCGAUGGUUUCGUUACUGCAAGCGUACUUGACCAUGGUUCCGGAUGUGCAAUAUAGUCGGGGUCUGACCCUGAUUGCUGGGAAUAUUCUGUUGUUGGCGCCGGAAGAAGACGGGUUUUGGACGUUCGUUUCGCUGAUGGAUUCGUACCUGCGGCCCUAUUUCUCCUCGAGCAGUUCGCAGAUGGAGGUCGACGCUAUGCUGUUCAGCCGGGCACUGGAGGCGAAUGACCCUCAGGUGGCCAAGAAGGUGUUGACGACGAUGUCCAUCAACCCAACCGCAAUCUGCUUCCCAUGGUUUACCUCCCUGUUCGUCAACACCCUCCCUUUAUCGUACGUCCAGCGGGUGUGGGAUCUCUUCCUGUUCGAAGGCAUUUCGUUCCUUGUUCGCGCCGGCCUCGCCCUCAUCAGCACCUGCCGUCGACAGAUCCUGGACGCGACGAGCCCAGAGGCCGUCCUCGACCUCCUCCAACACCCGCCCCCUUCGCUUCUCCUCUCCUCCCCCGACGCCUUCCUCUCCCUCCUGAACUCCUUCAAACUCAAAGACGACGACUUCCGCAAACAGAGGAUCAAAAUGGAGGCGCAGGUCAAGCGCCAAACGCAGGCACCGCGCGCGCCUCCGACUAGCUCGAUAUCGCUCCCAAAAUAA